Molecule: messenger RNA, 672 nt
Organism: Lottia gigantea (owl limpet)
Lineage: Eukaryota; Metazoa; Mollusca; Gastropoda; Lottiidae
Exons: 6
Coding region: 1-672 (223 amino acids)
Biological process (GO): heart development; regulation of transcription by RNA polymerase II; positive regulation of DNA-templated transcription
Cellular component (GO): nucleus
Molecular function (GO): RNA polymerase II cis-regulatory region sequence-specific DNA binding; DNA-binding transcription factor activity, RNA polymerase II-specific
Source: RefSeq, a predicted model, not a curated record
AUGGAACAUGUCCACUGUCGUCUGGAAACUAAAGAUUUAUGGGAUAAAUUCCAUGAUUUAGGAACAGAGAUGAUCAUUACUAAAACGGGAAGGCGAAUGUUUCCAACUUUAAGAGUGUCAUUCUCAGGAUUAGAUCCAGAUCAAAAAUAUUUGGUAUUAAUGGAUAUAAUCCCGGUUGAUAAUAAAAGAUAUCGCUACGCCUACCAUAGAUCAUCGUGGUUAGUUGCUGGAAAAGCCGACCCACCGCUUCCUAACAGAUACCAUGUCCAUCCUGAUUCACCAUUUACUGGUGACCAACUACAAAAACAAACUGUCUCCUUUGAAAAGCUGAAAUUAACCAAUAACAUGAUGGAUAAAACUGGACAUGUCAUAUUGAAUUCAAUGCAUAAAUACCAACCUCGUAUUCAUAUUGUUAAGAAAAAAGAGAGUACGCCUUGUCAAGGAUCUUUUACCUCUUUAGACGCUGAAGAGUACCGAACGUUUGUUUUUCCAGAAUCAGUAUUCAUUGCAGUGACAGCGUAUCAGAAUCAAUUGAUCACGAAAUUAAAGAUAGACAGUAAUCCAUUUGCUAAAGGUUUUAGAGAUUCUACUAGACUAACAGACUUUGAUAGUGAAGGUCAACUUUUCCGGCUAACAUUUCCCCUAAUUUUUGACCGAAUAUUUUACGAUUGA